AGUGAUACAUGUCACACCAUAACCUUGCUACUCUUAUUGUCAUCGCUGUCAAAAUUUUGUGUAUAAGCAACGCAUGUUCAUUAACUUCCUUUAUACACGAUAUAGACACCUGUGCAUCAUUUCGUUUUUAUUUAAAUCCCAUUUCACACUCGAUCUCGUUACUUGUUUCCUGUUCUGAACGCUAUUUCUUGUGAUUUUACACAGUUGACAUUUAAUCUUUUUGUGUGUGAGAUGUGUGUAAGACGAUUGAAAUAUUUCUGAUAAAUGUAGAAAUUCUUGGAAGCAUCAAGUCUCAUCUUGUUAUACAUUUAAUAUUGAAUAUAUAAAGUGUAUCAUUAUUCGAGUUUACUCCUUGUCAUUUCCAUUCUCCUUUUGCAUGAGAUCCUUUAUAAUUCAAAUAGUGGGAUUUUAAAUUGUAUAUAUAAUAAAUUAUUUUGUGUUUUCAUUCCCUGAAAUCGAUGGGCUUCAAUAAACAAACAGCAUUAGUACUUUUGGCAUUUGGAGGAUCUAUUGGUAUGACAUUUGUCAUACUGGGUUGUGCAUUGCCAGCAUAUAAAGUGUGGUGGCCGUUUUUCGUUGUACUGUUCUAUGUGUUGGCACCAGUACCGACUAUAAUUGCACGUCGGCACACGAGCGAACAUGGGGGUUCUAAUCCGUGUUUGGAAUUGGCAGUAUUCAUCACUAUGGGCUUUGUCAUAUCAUCGUUCGCGCUUCCUAUCGUUUUAGCUCGGUCUCCAGCCAGUCAUCCAUUGAUACAAUGGGGUGCAUGUUAUUUGACUCUAGCAGGUAACAUCAUCGUCUAUCUAACUCUAGUCGGAUUUUUCUUAGCAUUCGAUCAAGAAGAAUUUGAAUACAGCUCCUGGUGAAAUACUGUACUUCCCUGUACUUAUUUAUUAAUUUUACACGGUUUUUGCAAGGCAAAAGGAAGAAUAUAAAUCAUAUACUGCACUGACUGACAGUUACGUGUUGAUUCUAAGUCAUCGCAAAAUUGGUAGUAUAUUAUAAUACUUACAUGAUACACAUAUUACCAUAAGUCAUUUAUAAAUACAGUAGAUGCUGAUAACGCUAUAACAAAUAGUAUUACGAUAACUAAUAUAAAAAUCGACGACCGUUUAUUUUGCUAUUUUCAUCCAGUGAUUGAACUACUCAAAGUCUGAUCGAAUCAAAUUUUUCACGAACUAUCAUUCGAACAAAUAUUCGACACGAAACUAUAUCGAGAUACGUGCGAUUUGUAAUACGUAAUUUUUGUUGAAUUUUCGUUUUUCAAAGCAAUAUAAAUAAAUCCCUUCAUUACUUCUUUUAUAAUUACUUUA
Molecule: messenger RNA, 1313 nt
Organism: Ceratina calcarata
Lineage: Eukaryota; Metazoa; Arthropoda; Insecta; Hymenoptera; Apidae
Product: leptin receptor gene-related protein
Exons: 5
Coding region: 459-866 (135 amino acids)
Biological process (GO): late endosome to vacuole transport via multivesicular body sorting pathway
Cellular component (GO): endosome
Source: RefSeq, a predicted model, not a curated record